Molecule: messenger RNA, 1702 nt
Organism: Tuber melanosporum (Perigord truffle)
Lineage: Eukaryota; Fungi; Ascomycota; Pezizomycetes; Pezizales; Tuberaceae
Exons: 6
Coding region: 64-1620 (518 amino acids)
Biological process (GO): chromate transport
Molecular function (GO): chromate transmembrane transporter activity
Source: RefSeq, a predicted model, not a curated record
ACCCAGUAAAUCAACGUUUAAUUAGCUCUCCUCUUCAUCGCCCGAGCACGCGAAACUCCAGACAUGCCUUUGUCAGCAAUAUUCAGGUCGCUACAGAGCAAUCAACCAGAUGCCUACCAGGCCAUGAAGGGGGGCCUAGGCCUUCGGCUGUGGGAAAUUGUCGCGAAUUAUUGGGAUUUGGGGUUUACUUCUUUCGGUGGCCCUCCAGUGCAUUUUCAGAUCCUGCGCAAGAGGUUUGUGGAUGCCGAGAAUGGGAGGAUUCCUUGGAUCGAUGAUCAAACCUACCAAGAGCUGUUUGCCAUCUGCCAGGCACUCCCCGGACCGGCGAGCACAAAAUUUGCCUUUUGUAUCGCUUUGAUACACGCUGGGUUUAUUCCAGCUUUCCUCGCAUUCCUUAUCUGGAGUCUUCCGGGUGCAAUUGGGAUGUUUGCUCUGGCGCUCGGGGUUGAGAGAAUAGGCGAGGUCCUUCCUGACCCAGUUUAUGGCUUGCUCUCUGGUCUCAAUGCCAGCACCGUCGGCAUUAUCGCUCUGGCGGCCGUCCAACUCGCCGAGAAAGCUAUCACAGAUCCUCUCACUCGUAUGCUUGUCAUACUAGGAGCUUGUGCUGGGCUUCCAUAUAACGCACUAUGGUACUUUCCGCUACUGAUGGCCAUCGGAGGUAUAAUCACAAUCUUCUGGGACCUUUGGGGACGUGCCAAGUUUGGCCGUAUGAGGGCUCGGUUUAGCCGGAAAAACAGGAACGAGCAAAGGGAGGCCGAGGAGUCUAUUGCGUCCGGUGCUGUCCCGCUGGAAAACAGAAACCCUGCUCGGGAUGGAGGUCUGCAGAGGCGGGCAGCUGGCCGUGCUGAGGCAAGCGGGGCAACAGCUUCUCCAGCGCCGGGAGACUCGGAGAACGAGAUCACAGCCGAGGCUGAAGCGACUCCACAACCUCAGGGAAUUGACACCGUUUCCCAUGCUAUCCCGGUGAAGGUCGGGAUUUUGAUUAUCAUCGGAUUUUUCGCCUCCUUUAUUGCUCUGAUGAGUGUCCGUGGACUCGACAACACUCCAUUGGAGUUCGACCUGUUUGCGAAUAUGUAUCUUGCCGGAACCAUCAUAUUUGGUGGAGGGCCAGUCGUUAUCCCCCUUCUCCGUGAAUAUGUCGUUGAGCCCGGAUGGGUUUCAUCCCGUGACUUCCUUCUUGGCCUUGCCAUCAUCCAAGCUUUCCCCGGACCAAACUUCAAUUUUGCGGUGUAUCUCGGAGCCCUUGCACUUAAUCGUGGUUCGUCUUCUGUUCUUGGCGCUUUCUUAGGGUUUCUAGGAAUCUUCUUUCCUGGAAUUACACUCUCCAUCGGCGUCCAAUCGAUUUGGCGGGUCCUACGAACAAAGCCGGCCGUUGUCUCGUUGCUCCGCGGUGUGAAUGCUACAGCUGUGGGCCUCGUCUUCACCGCGGUGUAUAGACUUUGGCAAAUCGGAUAUUUGCAAGGCGGCCAAGAUGGAAGUGGGAGCCUAGGAUUAGAGCCCUGGUGGGUCGUGGUAGCAGCCGUAACUUAUUCAAGUGUCCAAUGGUGGAAUGUACCGCCGCCAGUCGCAAUUCUUGGAGGCGCUGUCGGGGGAAUCGCCUGGUGGGGCGUUGUGGAGUAGAUAUAAGUUAGCAAGUCGAUGUAAAAUGACAGGUUGUAGUGUAAGAAUGCGAAGUAUGCCAACAUGCAACUCUUUGAAUAAA